AUGUUCAUAGUUGUCUUGAGACCUGUCGCCUUGUAUGGCGGUUUAUCUCUCUCUCUCUCUCUCUCUCUCUCUCUCUCUCUCUCUCUCUCUCUCUCUCUCUCUCUCUCUCUCUCUUUUUUUUUUUUUUUUGUGCUGCCUGCCCCACCUUUGCUUCGGUUCUCAAAUUCAAACGCACUUUGCGCUCCCGCGCCUGAGGCCCUCUUUUGCACCGCUUUGUGCUCCCGUUCUCUUCUCACUUUUGCUUUCGGGCUCGGCAUGAGACACGUUGACGUGCCAGAUUCAAUCAAGCGCUCAAGCGACACGGACUUGCUCCGUGACGCCUUUGUGGAGGGCCUGCAAGUGUCCACCGAAAACUUGAGUGCCGUGUCCGAACCAGUCGACAUUGAGCUGUCACCAGAAACUCGUCUCUCCGAGUCUCUGGCUGGUGUUACCCCUACCCCUGUUCCCAACCCCGCCACCGUCACACCCGUGCCCGUCAGCAUCAUGGCCGUUCCCCCAUCCGCCACCGGUCCCAACGGUGCUGUCUCAUCAGCCCCGCCAUCUGGUAAUGUGAUGGCCCCGACCGCCAUCCACGCCAAUUCUGGCUCGUCCCACCAUCGCAUGGUGCAAGGAGGUUGGCACGAUGACAUGGCCGUCCUGACAGCAGCCGCUCAGGCCCUCGAAGACAAGGGGUUUGACGCAGCUGGAACCCAUGGUCAAGGCUCUCACUGGGGCUAUCGUUCUGAGCCAGCCUCGGCUCACACCUCGCGUGCUGCUUCCCCCACCGUCCAACUUUUGGGCCUGCCUGAGGAAGCCCUCGUUAUGGCCAUGACCGAGGCUUGCCGCCACGGGCAGCCCAAGCCCACCAAGGCCACCAUUCGCGUACCCGCCCGCGCCGUGCGGCUGUUGCUGAAAAGUGGCUCCAUGCUCAAGGCCUUUCAACAGCACACUCAAGUCAGCUUUGUGACAUGCUGCUCAGAGACCCACCCCACCGACGGUGUGGCUGAAAUUCUGGUGCGGGGUACCCGCGAUGCCGUCGUCCACGCUACCGCAGCCAUGGAGCACCUGGGCAAGGUCAUUCUCCCUCGCCUCGAAGCAUCGAUGCGUAAUGUUGGAUACGGUCCCGGCGCCGGUGCCAAUCCCUCAGUGCACGUGGCCGAGGAGCCCUACGAUGAUCACGUUGGUGUUGCCCACGCAAAUGCUGGUCACGAGAAUCCCAACGGCAGUCACAAUCACAACCACGGCCACGGUCCCAACAGUCACUAUCGCCGCCAGUCCAUCUCUGCGCCCAUGUCACCGGCUGCCACUCGCUCGGCCCACGACUCGCGCGUUCCAUCCUCGUCUGUGCCACAGUCACCGCGCCUCAGCCGUCGCUCCGCUUCCACCCAGUCCAUCUUUGGCCCCACCACCACUACCCCCGAAGACGUGGGUGACAUGAAGGCAUUUGUUUUCAUCGACAACUCGAACAUUUUCAUCGGUGCUCAGCUUGAUGGCAACGUGCGUGAUCUUGCCGUCCGUGUCAACAUUCGGACGCUUUGCGAGGUCGUGGAGGGAGGUCUGCCUUGUGCUUACCGAGCUGUCACUGGCACCGCUGCUGCCAACUCGCGCAUUUGGCACGAGUGGGAAAACAACGAGUAUCAUGUCUUCCUCUCCAGUCGGCAGGGUGGCAGCGAUGACGCGCUUCACGCCGCCAUCUCCGAGCAGCUUCGCAUUCAUCACCACCAACCGCAGAUCCUGGUCCUGGCAACGGGUGAUGGCAACGAGUCGGGACAGUACGGCUCGUUCCCCCAACUCGCGGAGACGGCCUUGCAAGCCGGCUGGGACGUACGCAUCUGGUCCUGGGAGCAAUCGCUCAGCGGCAAGUUUCGCGACCUCAUCGCGCGCUACGCCGAGCGCAUCAAGAUCUCCUUUUUGGACCCUUUCAAGCAGCACAUCACGUUCAAGGCCGGUCAAAGCCCCAACAACAGCCCACGCUCCCGUCGUCGCAUGUCUGUGCCCGACGAUCCCGCGGUCUACCUUCUGGCUCGCGGCGCACCGUACGCCGCUAUGCCCCCGGGUAGCGGUGGUCCCGGUAUGCACGGCCCACCCACGGUGUGGCGCGCAGGCAGCACCGGCAACUUGGCGGCGCCAUCAAUGACACGUCGCAACCGUCACUCGUUUGACCUGUCCACCCUACGCCAGGACAUGCCCACCUUUCCUGCCCCCUCACAGUCAGCUGCGCAGGGACGCAACGGCGGCUGGGGUCAACCCACCCCCAACAUGGGCCAACCCCCGGGUGGUGUUGCUUGGGUUUCCAUGGGCACGGUGCCUGAGCGUGAUGACCUAGCGCAUCCUCCCGCGAGCGGAUGGAACAAGGGUAUUUGGUAAAUGAAGUCAGCAAUCGUUGGCUGAGCAAGGACUCGCCUUGUUCACCACGAGUAUCUCGAAGAAACGAAACCCAUCAAGAAAAUGUUCAAAAACGAAAUAAAACAAAACAAAUGAAGAACAUGAGCAACAGCUCGAGCAACCAGGAUCAGCAACUGCGCGGACGGCGCUUAGCAAGCCGUUUUCUUUUCAUCACCACUCCUUUUACCUGGUCUCCGGGAGCUUCAUUCUUCCUGAAGUUCGCGUGUCUGUUCGUCAUGUGCCGACAACCUCUCUUUUAGGUUAGAGAAGCGAUUCGACAAUGCAAUGUUACCUACCUCCUUGUUCAUGGAUACGGCUAUGGAUAUGUGCCUCCCCCCUCCUCCCACAUUCUUUUUUU
Monosiga brevicollis MX1 is the source of this 2722-nucleotide messenger RNA. RefSeq lists its product as uncharacterized. The transcript is spliced from 2 exons. The record is from RefSeq and is a predicted model, not a curated record. Lineage: Eukaryota; Choanoflagellata; Craspedida; Salpingoecidae. Bases 1 to 2346 code for a protein of 781 amino acids.